This is a messenger RNA of Rotaria socialis, 1199 nucleotides long. Lineage: Eukaryota; Metazoa; Rotifera; Eurotatoria; Philodinida; Philodinidae. The record is from the annotation of a GenBank genome assembly.
GCGAAAAAACAAGCUUAACCGUUGCGCCGCUGCAAGAGAUAAAAAGUUUUGAUAGCGUUAUUUGCCGCCGCUGCCAUCAAUACAUAUGCGAUCGAAUCGAAUAUUUUUCUUUUAAUUUUCAUCAGUGAAUUUUUAACUGAGACCGCCGCCGUCACAUAAAGACUUACAAAUAUCAGCCGACGCCGCCGCUGUGAAAAAAAUUUUAAGAAUUUGUAGCAGCCGCCGCUGAAGACAUUACUCAUUCAAAUAGCGAGCCGCUGGAAAUCUUUAAAAGUUGAAAAUUGUUGCCCGCCGUCGCCAUUCAACCCUUCGGCUGACACUUCUACCUACUACAAUUAAAAACAUUGAAUCUAUGUCAGAUGGAGAAUAUAUAUCAUUUGCAUGUAAAGUAAUUGACAUCGGUUCUGUAAGCACCUUCAAAAAAAUAAGUGAGUACAAAAAGAAAGCUUCAUUUGUUUUUGAGGAUGAUACUGUUUUCUUUAACAAUGGGCCAAGACGAAUACCAAAAACUAAAAAAAACCAUAAUUGUAGCUGAUAAAACUGAUUCUAUAAAUAUGAACAUCUGGGAAAAUCACUUUGAUUUAAUAAAAAAGAUCAAUCUUAUGUAAUUAAAUUAGCAAAAGUAAAAGUUUUCAAUGAUGAUACUUCAAUAACAACAACAGUUCAUACGACGUGAGUUUAAUUUGUGUUGAUAUUUUGGCAAAUUUUUCUAAUGAUGUCUCGUAACAACUUUUUAACUACAUUUUUUUUUAUGUAUCUUGCUUUCUAAUAUGCUAUUGCAAAACAAAACAUUGUUUAAUAUUGCUAGAUAUGAAGCAAUUGAAGACAUUGGUGCCAUAAGUUGUUCAGAUUCUCUUCAAAAUUCAAAUGAAUCAGGAAUAAGAGGUGUCAUCACGCCAAUCGGUGUACUAGAAGAACGUUAUAGCUGUCCGAAAUGUUAUUCUACUGACGUCGAAUGCAAUGAUAAAACCAUCAAAUGUAUUACAUGUAAAUCCAGAUCACUCUAUCUAAAAGAUUCGAUUAAGGCAAAUCAAAUUAAACUCAAUAUAACUGAAAGUGUGGGUGUGGGUGUGGAUGCAGCUGUUAUUGAUAAAACAACACCCACACCCACACCCUCGUUGAGUCGGGGCGGAGUUAUUCCAAAAGUUCUGACCGUUACGAAAUUUCGAAAAAUGAAAUCUUUUUGUAAGGUUGAGUAA